UCUCUCUACCAAACCAAACAUAUGCUCUCUCUCUCUCUACCAGACCGGUUACUUGGGUUGCUAUCAACAACAACACAACACUAACCCCAUCAGCUUCUCUUCACAACCCAACUUUCCUCUCUGCAACUUCUUCUUCUCUCGAAAAAGAACCACAAUUCGACUGAUAACUUUGUUGGAUUAUAACCCGCGAGUUAAUUAAUCGUUUAAAUGGCUCAAGAAGUUGUAACUUCUGAUGAGGUUAUUGUUGGAGAAGAAAUAGAGCGGGUGAGGUUGAUCACAUUGAACAGGCCUCGUCAAUUGAAUGUCAUCUCAUCCAAAGUGGUUUCUUUGCUAGCUGAGUACUUGGAAAAGUGGGAAAAAGAUGACAAUGCUGAGCUUGUAAUUAUCAAGGGAUCAGGCCGAGCUUUUUCAGCUGGCGGGGACUUGAAAAUGUUCUAUGACGGCAGGAAAUCAAAGGAUCCCUGCCUUGAAGUUGUUUACAGAAUGUAUUGGCUUUGCUACCACAUUCAUACUUACAAGAAAACCCAGGUGGCUUUGGUCCAUGGAAUUUCAAUGGGUGGAGGCGCAUCUUUGAUGGUCCCAAUGAAGUUCUCAGUAGUCACUGAAAAAACUGUUUUUUCCACUCCAGAAGCUAGUAUUGGAUUUCAUACAGAUUGCGGUUUCUCAUAUAUGCAUUCCCAUCUUCCUGGGUAUCUCGGGGAGUUUUUGGGCUUAACAGGAGCAAGACUGAAUGGUAAGGAGCUGGUUGCGGUUGGACUAGCAACCCAUUUUGUCCCUCUUGAGAAAUUAUCCGAUCUAGAGAAGCGUUUGAUAAGCUUGAACUCCGGAAAUGAGAACUCGGUCAAAGCUGCAAUUGAAGAAUUUUCUGUGGAAGUCAAGCCUGAUGAAGAAAGUGUUUUAAACAAGCUGUCAGUAAUUGACGAGUGCUUCUCCAAAGAUACAGUGGCUGAGAUUAUACAAUCAUUUGAAGCAGAGGCAAAGAAAGAAGGAAAUGGAUGGAUAGGUCCACAUCUCAAGGGCUUAAAAAGAUCAUCCCCAACAGGGUUGACAAUAACACUGAGAUCGAUUCGUGAAGGCAGGAAGCAAACGUUGCCUGAAUCUAUGAAGAAGGAAUUUAGACUCACAAUGAAUAUACUGCGGUCCAAAAUUUCUGAGGAUGUGUAUGAGGGUAUUAGAGCUCUCACUAUUGACAAGGAUAAUGCUCCCAAGUGGAACCCGCCGUCUCUUGACAAUGUGGUGGAUGAGAAACUAGACCUGGUCUUCCAGCCGUUCGAAGAAGAUUUGGAGCUCCAGAUUAAGGAACAGGAAGAAAACAGGUGGGAUGGCAAGUAUGAGAAUUCAGCUUAUGCAUCCUUGAAGGUGACUGAGUAAACAAGAUGCAUAUCUGGUCACGGUUGAGCUUGUUUCUUAAAAGUAUUAUCUUAUAUCAUUAGCGCAAGUAUCGACGUUUUGUGUUGCAUUUCUCCCAGCCUAUUUGCAUGAGUUGUUCGCCUUGAUGAAAACCGUUGUAAUGUAAUUCAGAUUCGGAGUAUUGAUUAUCCAUCCGAGACCCUGAGAACGUAAUGUAAUAAACUAGAGUGUUUCCUUU
Molecule: messenger RNA, 1588 nt
Organism: Pyrus x bretschneideri (Chinese white pear)
Lineage: Eukaryota; Viridiplantae; Streptophyta; Magnoliopsida; Rosales; Rosaceae
Product: 3-hydroxyisobutyryl-CoA hydrolase-like protein 5
Exons: 16
Coding region: 208-1371 (387 amino acids)
Biological process (GO): L-valine catabolic process
Molecular function (GO): 3-hydroxyisobutyryl-CoA hydrolase activity
Source: RefSeq, a predicted model, not a curated record